AUGUCCGAAUAUCCCUUUCCCUCCCACCGAAACCACGCGUCCGAUACUACACAGAAUACCGUUCUUAUCAUGCGGCAGAAUGUUAACGUUCCCAAAACCCGCCGGACAUACUGCAAGUCCAAGGAGUGCAAAAAGCACACCCAGCACAAGGUCACCCAGUAUAAAGCUGGAAAGGCCUCGCUAUUCGCACAGGGAAAACGUCGUUACGAUCGUAAACAGAGCGGUUACGGUGGUCAAACGAAACCCGUGUUCAGGAAGAAGGCCAAGACCACAAAGAAGGUUGUUCUGCGGUUGGAGUGCACGGUCUGCAAGACCAAGGCCCAACUGGCUUUGAAACGAUGCAAGCACUUUGAGUUGGGUGGUGACAAGAAAACCAAAGGGGCAGCUCUUGUUUUCUAA
Messenger RNA from Paracoccidioides brasiliensis Pb18, 399 nucleotides. RefSeq names its product 60S ribosomal protein L44. The record is from RefSeq and is a predicted model, not a curated record. Gene Ontology annotation, molecular function: structural constituent of ribosome. Gene Ontology annotation, cellular component: ribosome; cytosolic large ribosomal subunit. The coding region runs from base 1 to 399 and encodes 132 amino acids. The transcript is spliced from 4 exons. Gene Ontology annotation, biological process: translation.